Messenger RNA from Struthio camelus australis, 3509 nucleotides. The record is from RefSeq and is a predicted model, not a curated record. NCBI's taxonomy places the organism in Eukaryota, Metazoa, Chordata, Aves, Struthioniformes, Struthionidae.
AUGUCGUUAUCUCCGGAUGCAGAGAAACCCCCGCUGCGGCUCGUUCUGGCCAAAGAUGCGAUUUCUUAUAAAUCAUGCGUUGCAUUUCUCCAUAAAUACAGCUCUCAUUGUAAUAUUAACAUUUUGCUGUGUACAAGCAGGGGGUUCCUUUGGUUUUUCACAAGCCUUCUUUCUGUCUCCAGGAUAAUUAUUCAUUCACAAGAGAAAGAGUAUGCUGAUCCGGAUUAUAUUCCCAUCAACAGCCGCUUUAAAUGUGUACAAGAGGCAGAAGAAACUCUACUGAUUGAUAUAGCAACAAACACAGGUUGCAAGAUCCGGAUACAAGGUGACAAGACAGCUGAACGGCUCUUUGAAAUCCCUGACGAGGAGCGUUGCUUGGGCUUCCUUUCAGAAAUACAGAGCAUACAGGAAGCCCACUCAAAAGCUUCUCCUGAAAAUAAGGACCCAGCCAGCUGGCAUCAGGUGAAGAACCUCACAGGUCUAUCGCAGGCCUCUGUUUCAGGAGCUCUGGGGUUUGAGGAUGACUUCAAUAGUAUAAGCCUGGAGAAGAAAAGAAACGUACAAAAUCACCAAAUGGGAUCUCGCCGGGAACCUCCACCUCCUCCUGUGCCUCAAAAUAGACAAUUUCAGCGAGAGAGAGAGGGUACCUCAAGGGACCAGCCAAAAGUAACCAACACUAUGCGCAAAAUAUUUUUACCCAGCACCCAGUCAGGACAAAGAGAAGGUCUCAUCAAACACGUGCUUGCCAAGAGAGAGAAGGAGUAUGUUAACCUUCAGAACUUCAGAUUUUUUGUGGGGACCUGGAAUGUGAAUGGGCAGUCUCCAGACAGCAGCUUGGAGCCCUGGCUUGUGUGUGACACGGAGCCUCCAGACUUCUAUUGUGUUGGGUUCCAGGAGCUGGACAAGUAUAAGAAAGUGCAAAUGGUCCGUCUAGUUGGGAUGAUGCUGCUUGUAUUUGCUAAGAAGGAUCAGCUGAGUAAUAUCAGAGAUAUCAUGAUAGAGUCUGUGGGCACUGGAAUCAUGGGAAAGAUGGGUAACAAGGGUGGUGUGGCUGUGAGGUUUGUGUUCCACAACACGACGUUCUGCAUUGUCAAUUCCCACUUAGCUGCUCAUGUGGAGGACUUUGAGCGGCGAAAUCAGGAUUAUAAGGAUAUCUGUGCUCGGAUGACUUUUGUAACUCCUGAUGACAGUCUACCUCAGCUCAACAUCAUGAAACAUGAUGUUGUCAUCUGGUUAGGAGACUUGAACUACAGGCUUUGUCUCCCUGAUGCCAGUGAGGUGAAAAAUCUGAUCAGUAAGAAUGAGCUUCAGAAAUUGUUGACAUAUGACCAGUUGAAUAUUCAGCGUACUCAUAAGAAAGCAUUUGCUGAUUUCACCGAGGGAGAGAUUAAAUUCAUCCCCACAUAUAAGUAUGACUCUAAAACAGAUCGCUGGGAUUCCAGUGGAAAGUGUCGUGUGCCAGCAUGGUGUGAUCGAAUCCUCUGGAGAGGGGGGAACAUAAGUCAGCUCCGCUAUCGCAGUCAUAUGGACCUGAAGACUAGUGAUCACAAGCCAGUCAGCGCGCUUUUCCGCAUUGGGGUAAAGGUUGUGGAUGAGCAGAGAUACCGGAAGGUAUUUGAAGACAUUGUUCGUAUGAUGGACAGAAUGGAGAAUGAUUUCCUUCCUUCGCUGGAGCUAAGCAGGAGAGAAUUUGAUUUUGAGAAUGUGAAGUUCCGGCAGCUGCAGAAGCAGAAGUUCCAAAUCACCAAUAACGGGCAGGUCACCUGUCACUUCUCCUUCAUCCCAAAGCUCAACGACAGCCAGUACUGUAAGCCAUGGCUUCGGGCUGAGCCUUGUGAAGGUUACUUGGAGCCGAAUGAGAGCGUAGACAUCUCCCUGGAUGUGUACGUCAGUAAGGACUCAGUGACCCUCCUGAACUCGGGCGAGGAUAAAAUUGAGGAUAUUCUUGUCCUUCAUCUGGACCGAGGGAAGGACUAUUUUCUCACCAUCAGCGGGACCUACUUGCCCAGCUGCUUUGGCACCUCCCUGGAAGCUCUGUGCCGAAUGAGACGACCAAUCCGAGAAGUUCCAGUCACUAAGCUCAUUGACCUGGGAGAAGACAGCUUCUUAGAAAAGGAGAAAUCAGUUCUGCAGAUGGGCUCCCUGGACAGCGAGGAGGCAAGUGAGAUACCGCUGCAGGUGCCAAAGGAAAUCUGGCUCUUGGUGGACCACUUGUUCAAGAAUGCCUGCCACCAGGAGGACCUCUUCCAGACUCCAGGCAUGCAGGAGGAAUUGCAGCAGAUCAUCGACUGCCUGGACACCAGUAUCCCUGAGACAAUCCCGGGCAGUAACCACUCUGUGGCUGAAGCACUCCUCAUCUUCCUAGAGGCUCUGCCGGAGCCGGUGAUAUGCUAUGAGUUGUAUCAGCGAUGCCUCGACUGUUCACACGAUAGCCGGCUGUGCAGACAGGUGAUUUCUCAGUUGCCUCGUUGCCAUCGCAGUGUGUUUCGAUACCUAAUGUCAUUUCUCCGGGAGCUCCUCAAAUACUCAGAAGACAACAAUGUCAGUGCCAGCAUGAUUGCCACCCUGUUCACCAGCCUCCUCCUGCGACCUCCACCCAAUCUGAUGGCAAAACAGACUCAGCAAGACCGCCAGCGUGCAAUCAACUUCCUCUUCGGCUUCUUGCUUGCAGGGGACGAGGAGUGACCCCUACAUAUGUGCCAAAGCUGGGGCCCUGCACUGUAGGGCCCUGUGCUGAGGUCAGGCCUCUGACAGUUCCUGAAGUUUGGAAGGCUCUGGGCUAUUCAAAGUGCCGUGUUUACAGUCAGAAAGGAAGUGUUCUCCUCUCCUUCCCGCUGCUGUACCCUGCACUGCAGAGGACCUGCACGCUCAUUGCACUGCCAUCCAAGUCAGGAGCCUUCUGCUUUCUCUCUAGGAGCUAGGUGGCCCUGCUGGUGCUGAAGCACUGUGCCAGCAGCCUGGCCUUCCCCUGGUAGUGUCACCAGUUCCCUUUAGCCGUGCUUCUCUCUCCUUUCCUCCCCCAAGUCCCCCAUUGCUAGGAAGGGUAGAGACUGCAGGUGCUUUUGGAGGGCUGGGGCAGAGCUGGCUGGUGCUCAGCCUACACACCGUGCCACUAGGUGGGUGAGGCAUGCAUGCUGGUAUGUACUGGUGUUACUGGUCAGUGCCCUGCGCUCUGUCCUAGGCUAGCAUUCGUCAUAUGUCACCCUCUGCCUUGAAGCAGACCAAGCUCGCUCUGUUACCCCAUCACUGUGCUAUGGAAGGACAGCAGCUGUGCCAGGAGGGUUAACUGGACAUCUGGCUUCUUUCCUCUUCUCCAGCAGUGUGUUAUCCUCUUCCCUUGGUUUUGGUUUGUAAGGCUCUGGCACCCAGGCUUUCUCCCGCUCUGGCUUUCUGGCACUGACGUGUUGGCCUUGUUCACCUCUCCCUUCUCCUGUGCCCUAGCUUUGCUCUGGGACAUCUGGAUUUGUGACUGGCUGCUGGAGAACCCUGAUUCAGGCAGUGUGGUUACA